UUUGAACAAACAUAAACUUUGAAACCUUUGCGACCCUUUUGAGUUAGGUAGCAACUACACACGCUGGACUUGAAGCUCCGCAUGUUAACCAGAUUCAGCAAUCUAGUCUAGUGUAGGAAAAAGCAGCAGGCAAUAACCUUCGCAUUGAUACGAGUCAAGACAAUAGUCCUUUCUCAUAAGCUUCAUACAACCGCCGAACUUCCUCUAACCUUAAAACUCCUUUCCGCCAUCAAUUUCACAAUCAUUCUCAAAGUGCUGCUUUAAGAGCAUCCGGUCAUCCAUAUAUCGCUUCGACUCUGUAAACAAAAGAGGAAACGGAAGUUCCGCUGCGCAAGCCAUGGCGGGCCUGCCUUGAAAACAAAUGUCAACAAGGAGAAAGAAGAAAGAGGGGACAAUUUCAACCCCAAUAGCGUCGUUGUCGCAUACCUUCUCCCACCCACCCCAUCAGUUUAGGGUUUUUUCUCUAGAAAGUGAGAACGAAACAACGGAGCACUUGAAAAAGACCCCCAAAAAAGGCAGCUUUAACCUUCGACCCAAGCAAUUGCCAACCAACAGAAAGCAAAUUCAAUUUAAUGGUUCCGUCCUUCUGCCUUCAUCGAUCCCUCCUAAUCUACCAGCUCACGUUGUGGUCUUUUCUCUCAGUAGUGAAAAAUCAGCUUUUCUGGGACUAGUUCUCCGAUGGGUUUGUUGUUCUGUUGUUAUCAUGGUUAGCUUUUCUCCACAGUUGCCUUCUCCGGCUCUUUCCGAUUGGUUUUGUGCGGGAAAAGUUUGGAACUUUUGGUUUCGGGAUACAAGACUUCUGAUGUGUGGAUGAAGGAAUUCCGAGUGCUGUAAAUCUGGAUCUUGCUUCUUACAAUGGGCUGUAACAACUGGUUAAGCUGCUUUACUGGGAGCAAUAACAGCCCUGGAAACCUGGCAGCAACUGAAGAGAUUGCCACCAACAAUUUGAGGGUCUUCUCAUACAAUACAUUGAGAUCAGCCACCCUAAACUUUCAUCCGGCGAAUAAGAUUGGUGGAGGUGGGUUUGGAGUGGUCUACAAGGGAACUUUAAGAGAUGGUACUACCCAGGUAGCCAUAAAAACACUGUCUGCAGAAUCCAAACAAGGAACUGAUGAGUUCAAAGCUGAAAUCAGACUGAUUGCAAACACACGACACCCAAAUCUUGUUCAACUCAUUGGCUGCUGUGUUGAGGAUGGUCAUCGAAUAUUGGUAUAUGAAUAUCUAGAGAACAACAGCCUUGCUACUGCUUUACUUGGUUCGAAAGGGAAACACAGAGCUAUGGAUUGGCCAACAAGGGUUGCAAUUUGCCUUGGAACAGCGACUGGCCUAGCAUUUCUCCAUGAGGAAGUUGAGCCAUCUAUAGUCCAUAGGGAUAUCAAAGCUAGUAACAUACUUCUCGACGCAAAUCUACAGCCCAAGAUUGGGGACUUCGGGUUGGCGAAACUCUUCCCAGAUAAUGUCACUCAUGUCAGUACUCGAGUUGCAGGAACAAUGGGAUAUUUGGCCCCGGAAUAUGCACAACUAGGAAAACUAACGAAGAAGGCUGAUGUCUAUAGUUAUGGAGUCCUUCUACUUGAGAUCGUUAGUGGUAGAAGUAGCAGUAAAGCUGCGUUUGGUGAAGAGCUACUAGUUCUGGUUGAAUGGGUAUAAACCAUGCUCUUACUCGACUUGAAACCAGAUUGCAAAAAUUUCAAGAGUUUGAUAUGAGAAAAAAGGAAAUGCUUGCUUUCUGUUUGCAGGCAUGGAAGAUGCAGAACGAGGAAAGGCUACUGGAACUAGUUGAUCCAGAACUCACAAACUACCCAGAACAUGAAGUUCUAAGAUUCACUAAAGUCGCUCUCUUUUGCACACAGUUGGCCGCCAGCCAAAGACCCACGAUGCUACAAGUGGUGGAAAUGCUGUCCAAGAACGUCCACCUUAACGACAAAGCACUGGCUGAACCAGGUUUCUACAAAAAUUGGACUCCCCGCUGCUCUGGCGGCAGCCGCAGCUUCAAUGAAUCCACAUCUUCUGGCAAAGAUAUUAGAGGCAAACAACCGCUGUUGAAACCCUCAAUAGGCUCUGAAGUAGUUAGUGCUACCAGCAUCACUCAAAUGUUUCCUAGGUGAUAUUCUUUUUUUUGACAAAACCAAAAUUUGCUUGUUUUGUAGUAUUGCC
Linum tenue is the source of this 2157-nucleotide messenger RNA. Lineage: Eukaryota; Viridiplantae; Streptophyta; Magnoliopsida; Malpighiales; Linaceae. The record is from the annotation of a GenBank genome assembly.